Molecule: messenger RNA, 951 nt
Organism: Malaclemys terrapin pileata
Lineage: Eukaryota; Metazoa; Chordata; Testudines; Emydidae
Product: olfactory receptor 52N4-like
Exons: 1
Coding region: 1-951 (316 amino acids)
Biological process (GO): G protein-coupled receptor signaling pathway
Cellular component (GO): membrane
Molecular function (GO): olfactory receptor activity; G protein-coupled receptor activity
Source: RefSeq, a predicted model, not a curated record
AUGGCAGCUUUCAACCUCACCCUCUCUGACCCUUCAACAUUUAUUCUAACAGGCAUCCCUGGCCUGGAAGCCGCUCACAUCUGGAUUUCCAUCCCUUUCUGUAUGUUCUACUUUAUCAGCCUGUUGGGAAAUUUCAUGGUUUUGUUCGUUGUAAGCAAAGAGCAAAACCUGCACAAGCCGAUGUACCUGCUGCUCUGCAUGCUGGCGCUUACAGACAUUGGCAUGUCUACCUCUGUAGUGCCGAAGGCACUGUGUAUAUUUUGGUUCCAUUUGAAAGAUAUUACUGUGGGUGGCUGCCUCACCCAGUCGUUCUUCCUUCACACACUUUCUGCUAUGCAGUCAGCCGUCCUUGUGACAAUGGCCUUCGAUCGCUAUGUUGCCAUAUGUAACCCUCUGAGAUACGCCACCGUCCUCACCAAUGCACGGAUAGCUAAGCUAGGGUUCAUGGGUUUGACAAGAGCUGUUCUCAUCAUGCUGCCUGGGCCCCUGCUCCUGAGAAGGCUGCCAUUCUGUGCCAACCGCAUUAUUCCCCAUACAUACUGUGAACACAUAGCUGUGGCGAAGAUAUCAUGUGGGGAUAUCACAAUUAACAGGAUAUAUGGCUUGGUGUUAGGAUUUGUAGUCAUUGGGUUAGACCUGAUGCUCAUUGUCCUGUCCUACAGUCUGAUCAUCAGGGUCGUCCUCAGAAUCUCCUCCAAGAAAGCCCACCAGAAAGCCCUUAACACCUGCACAGCCCACAUCUGUGUGAUGCUGAUUUCUUAUACUUCCAUCCUCUUCACCGCUCUGACACACCGAUUUGGUCAGGGCAUCGCUCCCCAUGUUCACAUCACCUUGGCCAACCUCUAUUUCCUCCUUCCCCCCAUGCUCAAUCCUAUCAUUUAUGGAGUCAAAAACAAACAGCUUUGUGAUAUAGUGGGCAAAUACAUCUGGGUGAUCAUCUGGGGCCACUGA